Molecule: messenger RNA, 234 nt
Organism: Zymoseptoria tritici IPO323
Lineage: Eukaryota; Fungi; Ascomycota; Dothideomycetes; Mycosphaerellales; Mycosphaerellaceae
Exons: 1
Molecular function (GO): carbon-sulfur lyase activity
Source: RefSeq, a predicted model, not a curated record
UACGUCUACCACGGCGACUCCGGCAAAGCCGUCAACUGCUACUACUGCCCGCACUGCACGACCCACAUUUACCACCACCAGGAAGUCAUGGGACCGGACACGAUUGUCGUCCGGACCGGGUUGAUUAAAGAGGGGAGGGAGAAAUUUGAGGUGGGAGCGGAGAUUUUUGGGAAGGCGAAGAUGGACUUGGAGCCGAAGAUUGCGGAGACUUUUGAGACGUUGUCGCCGAGUUAG